Colossoma macropomum (tambaqui) is the source of this 1914-nucleotide messenger RNA. RefSeq lists its product as uncharacterized. NCBI's taxonomy places the organism in Eukaryota, Metazoa, Chordata, Actinopteri, Characiformes, Serrasalmidae. The record is from RefSeq and is a predicted model, not a curated record. The transcript is spliced from 5 exons. Bases 223 to 1119 code for a protein of 298 amino acids.
GACUGAUGGAGGAUCUGUAACCCCUGUCCAGAUGUGCACUGUGGAUGGACGCUCCGUGCUCUGUAACGCGGGGUAUGAAGACAGAGUGUCAGUGUUUGGUAACUCCAUGGUGCUGAGAGACGUGGUGUCUGCUGACUCUGGAGUCUACACGGUGCGAGAGGUCAACGAUGGAGCGGCUCUCAUACGGACAGUGUCGGUCACUGUUAAACUGAAUCCACAGACAUGCAGAGCUCCAGGAUCCAGAGAGCGUUCCUGUUUGGGCUGCUGAGCUUCUCUUGCAUCUUGGUUCCUCCUUCUUCAGCUCGUUCUUCAGUGAAGGUGAAGCUUCAUGACUCUGCUACUCUGUCCUGCUCUGAGAGAUGUUCUGGUUUGGUCAGAUGGACUGCAUCCCGUAAACCCACUGAUGUUCUGUCUGAGUGUGAUCAGACUUCAUGUAGAUCAGUGAAGGAGGGAUAUCAGAUGAUCCAUGAUCAGUACCUGAAGGGGAAUCUCUCUCUCACCAUCACUGACGCUGAUUUCACUAAGAGAACCUGGUACACCUGUCAGUGUGACGGUAAAGACGUCUGUGAUGUGAGUCUACGGCUCGAGCCUCCUGAGAACUUCCUGCAGAUGAACCGUGGGGAUAAUCUGACUCUGGAUCUUCCCGUCUCAGAGCCAGUGAAGGUCACCUUCAACAGGACUGGAGACUCUGAUCCAAACCCUGUGAAGCUGUGUGAAGUCAAGGGCCGUAAAGUCCAAUGUGACCCUCCAUAUGAGGAGAGAGUGCUGUUCCAGUCCAGUCUGCAGCUGAAGGACCUGAAGGACUCUGAUGGUGGUGUUUACGCUGUAGUGGACACUGAGAACGAGGAGGUCGUGUCUACAUAUAGAACCACAGUCAGAGGUGAGAAGGAGAGCUGGGUGUGGAAGAUUUGGGAGAAAACAGAGUUUGGCAUUGGGCUCGGUGUGGGGGUCUUUCUUGGAGCAUUGCUGGGUUUCUUUGUCCCACCACAGAUAGUUAGAGGCUGGAUGUGGCUGAAGAGAAGAACACAGCGCUCACAUGGACACUGCACUACAGCUGAGGAUAAGAGUCAGUCUACUACCACUGAACAAGUUCCUCUGAAGGAAAAGCCCUCAGGUUAGUGUGAGGCAAGGCUGUAGAGGAUCAGAGUGAAGACUGAAUCUUCUGUUCUUCAGUCUGGAGGAGGGUUCAGAGUGGCUUCUGUAUAUCUUCUGUUCCUUCUAAUCAGGACAACAAGCCAGCACUGGUGUUACAUGUGAGCAGGUAUUACUCUUGAGUUGGGAGAAUUAUCAGCACACUCACUAACUCUGCUUACAGGGGACUUGUACAGUAAAUCUCACCAGCUCCACUUACAAGAUCUGCUGGAUUAGUGUUUCACCUGGCAUUUCAAGCCAUUUAAGUGGGGUGCCUAUACUUUCGCACCAUGUAGAGGUCUGCUCUGUCUAGUUGGUCAGAGCGUGGGCACCACCCCUUGUAAUUUUGAUUACUGGCCAGAGAAGUGUAGUUAGCUUUUGUUUCAUUUUUGUUUCUGUAUCUGAGUACCUUUUGUUUCAGAGCAGUGGUUUUUGUUUUGUUCUUUUCUUUGGUGCCACAGUUUGAUUCUCUCAGAGUGGUCCAAGAUAUCAUAGCACAGCAUUUUUACUGUAGCUGGUUUUAAUAAAUAAAAAAUAGUUAAAAUGUAACUGUGAACAUUUUGAACUCUUAUUUUGUAUAUUUGUAUAUUUUUGGAAGAUGCAGCUGCUUUACUGAGUUUGUUGAAGACCAAAGUGCUGUAAUUUUUGCUUUCAGUUUCUACUGAUAGUGUUUAAUGUGUUUAUACUUCUAAUGUUGAUAAAGCACCAACUCCAGUGUCAUCAGCUGUGCUCAUAUCAGUAAUUCUAACUGUAAAUUUAUAUUAUUAAAAUAAAUGAAACUUC